Heterostelium album PN500 is the source of this 237-nucleotide messenger RNA. RefSeq lists its product as uncharacterized. NCBI's taxonomy places the organism in Eukaryota, Evosea, Eumycetozoa, Acytosteliales, Acytosteliaceae. The transcript is spliced from 3 exons. Bases 1 to 237 code for a protein of 78 amino acids. The record is from RefSeq and is a predicted model, not a curated record.
AUGUCAUAUCAAACAGAAUAUACUUCAACUUUAUUAAAUAUUGAUACUACAGAUAAACAACUAUUAUCUGUCGACAUUGGUUUCGAUUCGAAAUCACCAGAAAAAGAAAAGAAUUUAAAUAAUAUAACAAUAGGUUGUUUUAUUAUACCAUACAUUGAAAAUGAUGUAGCUUUGGUUAAACUAAGACAAUUUUUUAAUAAUCAUCCUUGCCAAAAUUUUACAAACAAUGAUGUUUAA